Messenger RNA from Biomphalaria glabrata, 4693 nucleotides. RefSeq lists its product as uncharacterized. The coding region runs from base 178 to 3420 and encodes 1080 amino acids. The transcript has 23 exons. Lineage: Eukaryota; Metazoa; Mollusca; Gastropoda; Planorbidae. The record is from RefSeq and is a predicted model, not a curated record.
GUUGUUAAGUACGCACUAACCAACAAAAUGGCCAUCAUAAAUAAACAAACAGAUGGGCCUAAUCUUACCGUAGCCUUAGCUCCUCUGCUCCAGAUAGAUCUUGUCUAGUAGAUAUAGAAUAUAUCUUACUUUGAUUUUAAAUGAACGAUUUGAAUAUUAUAUUAAGAACUGUCAGAAAUGGAUUCCGAUUACUUUUUCUAUGAGCAAAGUCGGCAUAAACCAUUUCAAAAACGUUUUAAGAAAUUGCCUGAAGAUUUCCCUGACAGUCUUAAGGCUGUAAACCCAAAGGUUGCAGCUUAUUAUGCAAGUAAAGAAAAACAGGAACAAGAUGAGGAGCUCUUUGGAGAUGGUAAAAAAACCUUAUUGCCUCAAAUCAACCAGGCCUUCAAUGCUUUAAGAAAUCAUCUGGAUUCUUCAUUAUGUAAUGAUGAAGACUCACAGCGCUACAUUUUUGAGGAAGCCAAAAAUAAUGCUGGAAAUAUUUUGUACCAAUUGAGUCGUAUAAUCUACUAUUAUGAAAAUAUAGCAUCAUUAAUUCCCAAGUCCUUAGAAUGUCAAAUGAUGGUUGGAUAUUCUGAGCUGACAGCAGAUGUUCAAGUUAUCCCUAGAGAAUGGCAAACUCAGGCCUCAAAAGAGGCUUACUUAAAGAAGCUGUCAGAAAUUUCCAAUGGAGAAGAUGAGAAAGUUUCACCAAGUGUAAUGGAGGAAGGUCGCACAACUAGAUCACAGUCCAUUGCUUCAGAGUCAGGGAGAGGAAAUAAAAGACUUUUAACAAAACCAGGAGCUGGAUUACCAGAAAUAUAUGAAGAUGGAGAAACAAUGUCUGUAACUGGACACCAGAAUGUUAAGAGAAAUGAUAGUCGAAUGUCUGGUGUAUCUAAGCGAAGUAGUCGACCACGGCUGAGUGACUUUAGAGGUCCAAGUUCCUUAGCUAGCAAGUCUCCAACAUCAAAACAAGGUUUCUAUGAGUUUUUAUCAGCACUGACAGAAACAGCUUCUGAAACUAGAUCCUCAUCUUUGGCAAAUCCUCCCAACUAUGUGUCUGUUCUACAGUUUCAGCUUUCUUCCAAAUUAUGUCAGGAUAAAGGCUGGAUAGUUCAUAAAGGUAAAGAGGACCAAUUGGCAAAGGAAGCCAUCUUGGAAUACUGUGUUCAGCGUUUACAUCAGGAACUCAAAGCAAUAAAAGAACAAAAAGCUAAAGAAGCUUAUCUAGGUCACAACCAAGAUGUUGUUGUGCGUUACUAUGGAGACACUCACAAAGAAACUGUUCUCAAGUAUCGUAAGUCACCUGUGAAAACUUCACCUCCUGUUCUGAUAAAAAAUGGAAAACCACGUAUUCCACGUCUGUUUAAUGAAAAUAAUGAAGGGAGACAAAUCAUGCUUUCCACACAUCCAGAUGGCACCACUGUUGUAUACUAUACAUCUGGCCGUCCCGCUAUAGUAGCCUCUGCUGCUGGAAUCAAUAGAUAUGGAUUCUAUACAAUUGUUUAUGAUGAUGAUGCUGAUAUGAAAAUGCUUGCAGCUUUUACACCAAGUGGUUGCGGUGUUUGCUAUCAUAUGAAUGGUCAUAUUAGAUUUCUUUCUACAAUCAAAGGGGGUCACAUUGCAAACAAAGAUGGUCGAGUUAUCCGCCAUUGGAAAUGGCCACAAGCUCAAGUGAAAUUAACCAGUCCAGUUCAAUUUCAGAUGAACCAAUAUAUAGGACUCCGCUGUGUGGCAGAGAAUUACAUAGUUCUAGUAUUUGCCUGCCAGAAGGAAUCAACCCGACUUUUUGUCAAUAUGACUUAUGAAGCAAGGGAGAGAAAACAUACUGAACAUGAACGUCUGCUCACAAAUAUAACGUUUACAUCCAAAUCAGCUAAAACUAUUUUGUCAAUGACAGGCUCUAGAUCAAAAUCAAAAUCGAAGAAAAAAAAAGAGAAACUCAGUAAACAAUUGGCUGAACUUGUCAGAUCUGUAGACAAUGAAGAUAAACUUUUAUAUGACAUAGAAGCUGAUAAGGACCUUGCCAGGUUGCAAAGGAAGGCCAGGAUUUUAGUUGAUGAUUGGCUGGAACACUACAGAAUAACCAUUGGACUUAAAUCUCCAUCAUUAGAACAAGUUAGAGAGACACCAAGAAAGUCACGAGUGGGAGCUUACUCUGCCAAAAUGACAGAAAGCAGAGAAGACAGAAAGAAUACUUUUGGGUUUAGUUUAAUAUCAGCCAGAGUUCCAUCAGCCCCAACAGCUACUGUAGUCAGACUUUUGGAAACACCAGUUGAUAAUGAGACAAAAGCUCCAGUUAAUCCACCAACAGUCAGAUUUGAACAGAAUAUCAAUUCAGAAACUAAAAACAAUGUUGACGAAUUGAAAUCAUUUCUACCAACAUUCAAUGACAGAGUGGCAAAGAUUUGGCAAUCUGGUCAACGAAGUAGGUCAGCUGGACAAAGCAGGAGUAAAUCUUCUGCUGUUUCCAGACAGUCUACAGCUGUUUCUCUACCUGAAAAGGAAAUAACAGUAGCUAAUGUUACCCUUUGUCCUAUGGCUCUACACACACUGAUGCUUUCAGAUCUAAAACCCAUGUGUCGAUGUAGUCGACAUGCCAUUCCAUUCAUAUCUGAUGUGGUGUAUGAUAGAUACAUACAGGAAGAAGCUCCAGAAAAUCAACUUCAGAUCAUUGCAGUAGUAUCAUCUGCAUUUCCUGAAAGUAACCCUUCUGAGACCAUGCUCAAUGAAAUUUAUCAACACCAGAAUCGAAACAGAACACGACCUUGCCUUCAGUGUCGUGCUGACAGUUUUCGUAUACUUAAAUAUGACAUUAAUACAGCUAUGGAAGGUUCAGAUCAUGCACAACCUCUUCUGUUGUCACGUCACAAUGUUGUUCCUGGAAUGUUUCUGAUAUAUUGUGAAGGAAAGCUACUGUUCUGUGACCAUAUAUUCAAUGGCUAUGGUAAUGCCAGAAAAGAUUUCCAGAAACAGGUCCUUCAGUCAAGAUUAGAUUUUACUCAUGGUUUUUCACUUCCUCCAGAUUUCAGAUUCAGUCCUUCCCAGGGACCACAAGGACCCAGAGCACCUUGGGGUGGGGAAAUAGGAGGUGCUGGUGUUGACCACUAUGGCAGCUCAGGUACCUUAAAGUCAGAGAUAGUCAGUGACAACAAUGUGGGUUUAUCACAAAGUCAGGCCAACAAUAUCAGAGCAGUUUAUAAAUACAUAGGAGAAAUGUUAAACCUGCAACAGCAGCCUCUUCAGGAGAGCAGUUCUCAACUUCUGAAGCUUCCCCCUAUUCAUGUUUAUCCACCACUCCAGACAAAUGGACACUUUGAAGCUACAAACUGUGAGUCUGUGGAAGACAAGAAACUACACCCCGUCGCAGCUCUGCCUACAAACAAGUUGCUACUUACCAGACACUCUAGCACUGCUCUCAAGUCAGUUACCUUGUGAUGGUAUUAAUACUUGAUUGGAGACUUGGCUGUCAUUGUUGGUUAUGUAAAUGUUACUCCUGUGUUGUUUUUUUAAUUGCAAGGCUAACCUUUAAGUAUUAUGAAUACAGUUCAACUUCCUUUUAUCAAAAUCUAAACCAAGCUCUGAGGUCAUUGGGAGAAUGAGCAUACACACAGUUUUACUAAAGUGAGGAUAUUUUAAACAAACUGAGCUGAAGAGCGCUAUACUAGGGUUGAACUGUAUUUUGUAUAUUAGUAUGUGUACAAGCAAUAAAACAUUCCACUAACUUUGUAAUAUGUACAUAGUAUUUAAGUAGCACUGUGUAAGUUGUUCUUCUUUGAUUUACACUAUUCAUUUGCUUGUUUUCUUCCAAUUUAUAGCUAGUUUAUUGUACUUAAUUAGUUUAUUGUACUUGUUUUUGUUUAACGAUGUAUCUCUAACAAUAUUUAUUAGUGUGAUAUUCAGAACUAACCUAUACAAUGGAGCAAAGUUUCUCUACCUGAGGAUGCACUUAGCAAAUGGUUGAGUUUCUAACUUCAAAGACAGUUUUCUGAGUAAACAUAAGAACUGGAAUUGGAAAAGUUCUUUGAAAAACUCAAAUGGAAACUUUAGAAAAUAAAGUUUGCAGUACAACUGGUACCCCCAUUCAUUUAAAGUAAAAAAAUAAAAAAAUUAAUGGGAUUCAUUUCAAGAGAAAGUAUAAAUUUAACCACGAAUCAAAGUUAGUCAUAUUUCAAUUGAGCAUCUCCUGCUAUUUGAAAGCCUUAGCACACGUUUUCAUAUUUGAUGAAAGAAAUAUUUACAGAAUACAGAUUGCUAACCGUUUUUCAAAGACAUUUCUGUCAACUAAACGAGCUUUCAGUUAUUUCACAUUCACCAUGGGAAGUUCUCACCCUUGUAGUGCAGUGCAUGGACUCAACUGUCUAGUAGACAGCAAAAUAGGAAGCUAACAUCAGAACUUUUGUCUUGAGUAGCCCAGAACAACUGACCCUUAGUCUUGUUAGCAGACGUUGCCCAGCCAAGAAGCCAAUUGUUUCAGGUUUAAUAUACAAUUAUUCACAUUGAAAAUGAAGCCAAAAAAACAUUUGUUUCAAACCUGAUAUAGUUAAAUAUCAUUUAAGUUUAUGAUGAUGUUCUGACUCUACAUUCAGUAUGUUGUAAAUAUUUUGGUAAUGGUGAUAACACUUUGAUAUAUGUAAUGUGCUGUCAUUUAAAUAUGGUCAUUUUCAAAUAUAACAACAUUCCAUCAGUAGUAAAGAUUUCUUUUAUCAAA